AUGCCUCGCAAACAAGAUGCUGAACUGAGAAGGCAAGAACAAGCAGAGCGUCAGGCUGCUUUUAGAGCAUCUGAGACACCUUCUCAACGUCAGCAAAAGCGUCUUGAACAGACAAAGCGUCAGGCUGCUUUAAGAGCUUGCGAAACACCUUCUCAAAGUCAGGAAAGGCGUCUUGAACAGGCAGAGCGUCAAGCUAAUUUAAGAGCUUCUGAAACACCUUCUCAAAGUCAGCGAAGGCGUCUUGAACAGUUAAAGCGUCAAGCUACUUUAAGAGAUACUGAAACACCUGCUCAAAGUCAGCAAAGGCGUCUUGAACAGGCAGAGCGUCAAGGAAACCUGGCUGAACACAAGCUCUCUACUUUAAGAGCUACUGAAACACUUGCUCAAAGUCAGCAAAGGCUAUUCGAACAAGCGGAACGUCAGGCCGCCUUAAGAGCCGCGGAAACACCUGAUGAAACUCAACACAGACUCAUUGAGCAAGCUGAACGUCAAUCUACUAUAAGGGCAUCUGAAACACCAGAACGGACACAGGCGCGAAGAGAUGCAAAUGCACAGCUCCAAGCUGAACGUCGACAAAAUUUUCAAAGAAACAAUAGGUCGAUUUUUAAUGACGCAGCAUUCAAUUAUGAUCCGUUGAUUGAUUAUAAAAAUCACAGGUUAAGUUGUUAUCGAACUGAUGGACAAGGCGUGUCGAUUUCGCAGCGCUUUAAAAUGGAAAGAUGA
Messenger RNA from Parnassius apollo (apollo), 723 nucleotides. NCBI's taxonomy places the organism in Eukaryota, Metazoa, Arthropoda, Insecta, Lepidoptera, Papilionidae. The record is from the annotation of a GenBank genome assembly.